AUGGAAAUAACUUUCAGAUUGGACGGUUAUAUGAAUGUGGAGUACGUGCAGAGCUGUCCGGAAGGGCUCACUUUCGAUCGUCUCAUGUCUCGAUGUGAGCGUCGUUCCAACAAAAAGUGUGCUUGCAUGAUGCGACUACUAUCAGUGCUCGAACGGGAUCAAAGGAAAAAAGAGAAAAUGCCCAUACAAUCAAGUCCGUGGAUUUGGAGAAGAAUUAUUGUUUAA
Messenger RNA from Caenorhabditis remanei, 225 nucleotides. RefSeq lists its product as uncharacterized. The transcript has 4 exons. The record is from RefSeq and is a predicted model, not a curated record. Bases 1 to 225 code for a protein of 74 amino acids. Gene Ontology annotation, molecular function: chitin binding. NCBI's taxonomy places the organism in Eukaryota, Metazoa, Nematoda, Chromadorea, Rhabditida, Rhabditidae.